Scomber japonicus (chub mackerel) is the source of this 1836-nucleotide messenger RNA. It is a transcript of the gene hsf2, whose product is annotated as heat shock transcription factor 2. Gene Ontology annotation, biological process: regulation of DNA-templated transcription. The record is from RefSeq and is a predicted model, not a curated record. The transcript is spliced from 12 exons. The coding region runs from base 113 to 1726 and encodes 537 amino acids. Gene Ontology annotation, molecular function: sequence-specific DNA binding; DNA-binding transcription factor activity. NCBI's taxonomy places the organism in Eukaryota, Metazoa, Chordata, Actinopteri, Scombriformes, Scombridae.
UGGCAUUUUCCUUCAAAGCGACACACUUCUCCAGCUUCUCACUCAGGAGUCAAAACACAGCGAAUAUUGCGCAUUUAAAGCCUGCCUUGUAUUUUCUCUUUAAACCUUCGACAUGAAACACAAUUCGAACGUCCCAGCUUUCCUCACCAAGCUGUGGACUCUGGUCGAGGAUGCAGACACCAAUGAAUGUAUUUGCUGGAGUCAGGAGGGCAACAGCUUCUUGGUGUUGGAUGAGCAGCGUUUCGCCAAGGAGAUCCUCCCCAAGUUCUUCAAGCACAACAACAUGGCCAGCUUCAUCAGACAGCUCAAUAUGUAUGGAUUCCGUAAAGUGAUGCACAUUGACACAGGCAUUGUGAAACAGGAGAGAGACGGUCCAGUGGAAUUUCAGCACCCCUACUUCAAACAUGGCCAGGAUGACUUGCUGGAGAACAUAAAGAGGAAGGUCUCCAACACCCGGCCAGAGGACAAUAAGAUACGACAGGAAGACCUGACCAAGAUCUUAGCAAGUGUUCAGAGUGUUCACAGCAAGCAGGAGAGCAUCGAUGUCAGGCUGGCAACACUGAAGAGAGAGAAUGAAGCACUGUGGAGGGAGAUCUCCGAUCUGAGACAGAAACACGCCCAGCAACAGCAACUCAUCAAGAAGUUGAUACAUUUCAUCGUCACAUUGGUACAGAACAAUCGCAUCCUGAAUUUAAAACGUAAAAGGCCAAUUCUUAUGAACAGCAAUGGAAAGAAGUCCAAAUUCAUUCAUCAGCUCUAUGAUGACAAAGUGUGCAUGGAACAGCCAUCUGUCAACAGUCUGAAUGGUGUGAAGGGUUCAGAGAUAUCAGAUGACGUUAUCAUCUGUGACCUGACGGAGAGUGAAGCUGAGCUGUCUGCUGAGGUCACAGAGGAGUCACCCAGAGCCUAUGAGCAGAGUGAUGUAGAAAUCGUGGAAGUAGAGCUGGACAGUUGCACAGGUCUGACAGGCGAGACGGAGGCGAGCACCACCUGCACAGACGACACCAAACAGACAGAGGGCGCCGUGUCAGCGACGGCAGAGGAGCAGAGGAGCAGCACUUCAGACAGCAGCGGACCAAACAGUAGCACACCGAACAGUAGCGCCCUGCAGCUCAAUAAACCAUCAGGCCUCAGUCUGGAAGACCCUGUCAAAAUGAUGGACUCCAUACUGAAUGAGAAUGGAGCGAUAUCACAGAACAUCAACCUGCUUGGCAAGAUGGAGCUGAUGGACUAUCUGGACAGUAUUGAUUGCAGUCUGGAGGACUUCCAGGCCAUGCUUUAUGGAAAACAGUUUGGCUUGGAUUUUGAUGCCCUAGAGGAGAGUGUGUCAUCCAAAGAGAACACAGCACAGCUGAACAGAGGGAGGACAGAGGGAGGUAACACAGCUAAGCAGUUGAUCCAGUACACCACCUGCCCCCUGCUGUCCUUCUUCGAUGGCUGCACCCCUCCCUCAGAGCUGGACUUGGGCGGCAGCAGCAGCAGCAGCAGCACCGGCGCCUCCAACCCCCUCCUCCAGUCAUCCUCCAGCUCUGGCACCUGCGUGGACGCCGAGCCACCCGCGGAGCUGCUGGACACCGGCCUGGAGCUGAAGCAGCCGGGCCGUAGCUCCCUGAUCCGCCUCGAGCCUCUGACGGAGGCCGAGGCCAGCGAGGAGACCCUCUUCUAUCUGUGUGAACUGAGUCCCAGCGGCCCCGACAUCGACUCCUCCCUGCUAGACCGACUGUGAGCAGCAGAUGCUGAUGCUGAUCCCACUGAUGUUGGCUCGCCACAGACUACAACCCCUCUCUCCUCAAGACAGUACUGACAGUUUGUCAAUACACCCCCCCCCCCCCCCCC